Messenger RNA from Pteropus alecto (black flying fox), 1880 nucleotides. RefSeq names its product heparin binding growth factor (gene HDGF). Gene Ontology annotation, biological process: regulation of transcription by RNA polymerase II. Gene Ontology annotation, cellular component: nucleus. Bases 10 to 576 code for a protein of 188 amino acids. Lineage: Eukaryota; Metazoa; Chordata; Mammalia; Chiroptera; Pteropodidae. The record is from RefSeq and is a predicted model, not a curated record. The transcript is spliced from 4 exons. Gene Ontology annotation, molecular function: transcription coregulator activity; double-stranded DNA binding.
AUUGACGAGAUGCCUGAGGCUGCGGUGAAAUCGACAGCCAACAAAUACCAAGUCUUUUUCUUCGGGACCCACGAGACUGGCCGAGGGGGGGGGGCCUGGGGGGGGCCCGGCCCGGCCGCUGCGCGGGUGCCACAGCCUCUGCUGUCUCCGCCACAGUCCUCCCAGAAAAAGAGCUGCGUGGAGGAGCCCGAGCCGGAGCCCGAGGCCGCAGAGGGCGACGGUGACAAGAAGGGGCUCGCCGCUGAGGGCAGCAGCGACGAGGAGGGGAAGCUGGUCAUCGACGAGCCCACCAAGGAGAAGAACGAGAAGGGGGCGCUGAAGAGGAGAGCAGGCGACCUGCUGGAGGACUCCCCGAAACGCCCCAAAGAGUCAGAAGACCCGGAAGAGGAGGAGAAGGAGGUGGCCGUGGUGGAGGGUGAGCGGCCCCUCCCCGCGGAGGGGGAGAAGAACAGCACCCCCUCCGAGUCCAGCUCCGGCCGGGCGCCGCUUCCCGAGGAGGCAGAGGGGGAAGAGGACGAAGAGGCUGCGAAGGAGGAUGCUGAGGCCCCCGGUGUCAGAGACCACGAGAGCCUGUAGCCACCAAUGUUUCAAGAGGAGCCCCCGCCCCGAUCCUGCUGCUGUCUGGGUGCUACUGGGGGAACUGGCCACGGCCUGCAAACUGGGAACCCCUUCCCCACCCCGAGCUGCUCUCCUCCACUCACUCCCCCCAAGCCCAGCCCCUGGAGAUUGACCUGGGUGGGGCAGGCCGCCUGGCCCUCCCCUCCAUGUCCCCACGCCCCUGUGAUUUGAGUCAGGGCUGAGUCUUCGCCGUGGGAUGAGGCCAUCACGUCCCUCCCCACCUGGGUUUUUCUCGGCCCGGAGCAGCCGCUCCCGCUGUUGACACCUCUCUGCCCCUUCCCCAGGCUUUCUGGAUCUCGGGUGGGGUUGGUUGGGAUCGGGGCUAGGAGGAAGGGGUGGAGAAUCAGCAGCAGCAGGGUGGGCUCCGGGGCCCGCGAGGGUCAGCCCUCAAAUUCGGGUGGGGGGUGGGAGGGCGGGAUCUUCCUGAGAUCCUGUCCCUUCCUCCGGGACCCGUUAUCCCUGCUGCCUGGAUUCAGGGAAAAUGGGACAGCUUGUGGGGGAGGGGACUCCCUUUCAUAAGUCCUUGUGAUUGACAGCACUCAUUCUUCCUUUUGCUAACUCCAGGACUUCUGGGAGUUGUAGUUACUCAUCAGAAGAUUUGGGGGCUUCCCAGAUGCUUGGGCCAAGGAGCUGAGCUCUGAAGGGGGGGGCCCCACCCAGCCUGGGUGGGGUGUCGAGGAGGAGCUAUCCCCCUUUAGGUCUCUGGCCAGAGACAGAUGGCCUGGGGAGACCCCUAGCUGCCCCUUUCCCUCUCCCCACAGUGCUCAAGGCCAGCCUACAGUCACCUAUGUCACCCAGACAUAAAGGAGAAGACACAUUUUUUAGGAAAUGUUUUUAAUAAAAGAAAAUUUAAAAAAAAUUUAAAGACCCCCUAUCCCUUUGUGUGCCCCCCACUCUGCUCCCUUCUUCCCCACUAUUGCCCCAAUUUCUGAGGUGCACUGGGAGGCUCCCCAUCUGUUUGGGGCUUGAUGACUUUUCCUUUUCUAGCUGGGGCUUUGGUGUUCCUUCCGGUGUCAUUUUUCAUCCAACUGGUCCCCUCAUUGUAGUCACCAGAUCCAAUUUGUAAGCCACUGAGAAGACAGGGAAAUGGGUGGCCUCUCCCACCUCUUUCUAGUGGUCUCUAUGCCUCUUCAUCUCUUGUCUUUCGCCCUUGCCCCUUUCCCUUGGGCUCUGAUGAAAAAUUGCUGACUGUAGCUUUGGAAGUUUAGCUCUGAGAACCGUAGACUAUUUCAGUUCUAGGAAAAUAAACCCGUUGAUUACUA